CCCUGGAAUUUCUGGCUGCCGCUUGCCACGAGCCGUCCGAUCACACGCUACCCUUGCCCAGAGCCGUCCAUCUUUUCUCCUCAACGUGAAAUCGACCCUUCCCCCCCUUCUCUCUCUCUCGCACACAGAACACUCCGCGGCUGAAUACUGCACCUGGUUUGGUUCCUUGUUUUGGUUGACCUCCACGCUUCCUUCAUUUCCCACAACCCCGAAUCGAAAUUCCUGCAAUUUCUCCUUCGUUUGCCAGAAACCCUAAGUGGGUCUUUGUCGCUGCUGGCGAUCUUUGCCCAAAUUGUCAAGCUUGUAACGUUGUGCAGCGUUGCUUGCUGCGUGCGACAGUGACAUAUUCUAUGCUGCACUCUCAUAUUCUUCCAAGUUUCCAUGGAAAGCUCUAAGACUGGUGAAAUGGACAAGGAGUCAGCUGAUGCAUCCAUUCCCGCAGCAGCAAAUCAUGUGGAACCUCCUCCUGCCACUGAUCCCGCACUAGAUAGUUCUACCAGAGAUGGGUCACCUCGGCUUUCUGCUGCUGGCAUUUCUUCUUGGGCUAAAAAUUUGAGGAUUCCUCAGUCUCUAUCAACUGCACAAGAUGACUCUGCCAGUAGCAAUGGUGGUAAAUCCACUUUUGCACGAUUCACUAGUGGUUUGGGGUUGCGAUUGUCUCCAAGAUCUCCUCCUGCAGAUGACACCAUAGGUAGUCCUUCAGCAGCACAGCCUGGUUUCAUUGGAACUAUCACUAAAGGUUUGGUUGAUUCCUCCAAAAGUGCGGUGAAAGCAGUACAAGUCAAGGCUCGUCAUGCUGUCUCUCAGAAUAAACGUAGAUACCAGGAAGGAGGAUUUGAUUUGGAUAUGACAUAUAUCACUGAGAACAUCAUUGCUAUGGGUUUCCCUGCUGGGGAUAUGAGCUCUGGUUUCUUUGGAUAUGUAGAGGGGUUCUAUCGUAAUCAUAUGGAAGAAGUGAUUAAAUUUUUUGAAACCCAUCACAAGGACAAGUACAAAGUAUACAAUCUUUGUUCUGAAAGGCUAUAUGAUGCAUCAUUGUUUGAAGGAAAGGUUGCAAGUUUCCCAUUUGAUGACCACAAUUGUCCACCCAUUCAGCUUAUAAUAUACUUCUGUAAAAGUGCUUAUGGAUGGUUGAAGGAGGAUAUCGAGAAUGUAGUGGUUGUGCACUGUAAGGCAGGGAUGGCUAGAACAGGGCUAAUGAUUUCUAGCCUUCUCCUAUAUUUGAAGUUCUUCCCAACUGCCGAGGAGUCUAUUGACUACUACAACCAGAAAAGAUGUGUGGAUGGAAAAGGGCUUGUCUUGCCAAGUCAGAUUAGAUAUGUCAAGUACUUUGAACGUGUUUUGACAUACUUCAAUGGAGAAAACCAGCCUGGGCGAAGGUGCAUGCUUAGGGGAUUUCGUCUCCACAGGUGUCCUUAUUGGAUCAGACCCUCCAUAACAGUCUCUGAUCAUAAUGGCAUUCUUUUUACCACUAAGAAGCAUCCAAGGACAAAGGAACUGUCGCCUGAAGAUUAUUGGUUCAGCGCACCAAAGAAAGGAAUUAUGGUGUUUGCUUUGCCAGGCGAGCCUGGUCUGACAGAGUUGGCUGGGGAUUUUAAAGUUCAUUUCCAUGACCGCCAAGGAGAUUUCUACUGUUGGUUAAACACAACAUUUAUGGAGAACAGAAAGAUUCUCAGCACCAAUGAUCUUGACGGAUUCGAUAAGAGGAAAUUACCUUCUCCUGGGUUCCAGGUAGAGAUUGUGCUGGUGGAUUAUGAUGGUGCACCUUCAACCCAGCCCUCCGCUCAAAGUGGGACCAAGACUUCCAGUGCCGCCUCGGACACGACCGCUCCAUCAGUUGUCGGCACUCCAGCCACUUCUGAUCCCCGUGAAAGCAAAGACCCAGGAGGGAAUGAUAAAGACGAUGUGUUUUCAGACAGUGAAGCAGAGGAAGGCGGUUCUUCUAAGAGCAAGCGAAGUCAACCGGCAUCUUCAACUGGAGAAACUGUCACAUCUACUACCCCCACUACGGAGACUAAGAGUAAUGCGGAUCAAGUAGCGAAUGUGACCCGUGCGACCGAGCAGGUCUCUCUUGGAAACUCGGGUCCCACCCCGCCGAAAAGUGAAGCCAUCUCCAGUGCCGAGUUCUCCACUUCAGAGAGUGAGUUCAAGGCAAUGGCAGCUGAUGCUUCUGUGUUCACGUUCGGGGAUGAGGAGGACUAUGAGAGCGACUGAGCAAGGGUUUGGUCAUCCUGGUAAUGAGACCUCUCUGCGGCUAUGUACAUAGAUUGAUGAACUUAAGCUGCAGGUUCACUGUUUACAAGUUUUAUGCAGUUGAUAUUCAUUUCCGUUUGAUAU
Messenger RNA from Rhodamnia argentea, 2337 nucleotides. RefSeq names its product phosphatidylinositol 3,4,5-trisphosphate 3-phosphatase and protein-tyrosine-phosphatase PTEN2A. The record is from RefSeq and is a predicted model, not a curated record. Gene Ontology annotation, cellular component: cytosol. Gene Ontology annotation, biological process: dephosphorylation. NCBI's taxonomy places the organism in Eukaryota, Viridiplantae, Streptophyta, Magnoliopsida, Myrtales, Myrtaceae. Bases 382 to 2214 code for a protein of 610 amino acids. Gene Ontology annotation, molecular function: phosphatidylinositol-3,4,5-trisphosphate 3-phosphatase activity. The transcript has 13 exons.